AUGGUUAUUGUGAUGAAUGCCUGGAUUGCCUUUGAAGAUGAUAAAAUUGUUGGAGGUUAUGUCUGUGCCAAGAACUCUGUCCCCUGGCAGGUGUCCCUAAAUGCAGGCUAUCACUUCUGUGGAGGGUCUCUGAUAAACAGCCUUUGGGUGGUCUCUGCUGCUCACUGCCACAAACAGAAAGUAGAAGUGAGGCUGGGAGAACAUAACAUUGCUGUAAGUGAAGGGACCGAGCAGUUCAUAAGCAAUGCCAAGUCCAUAAAACAUCCCAGGUACAACUCCAGAACCCUGGACAACGAUAUUCUCCUGAUCAAGCUGUCCUCUCCUGCCACCCUCAAUGCCUUUGUCAACACUAUUCCUUUGCCCUCAGGAUGUGUCGCUGCCGGGUCCAGCUGUCUGAUCUCCGGAUGGGGUAAUACCCUCAGCAGUGGAACUAACUACCCCGAUCUGCUGCAUUGCGUGGAUGUUCCAGUCCUGACUGAUGCUCAGUGUAAUAACGCCUAUCCCGGAGAGAUCACGGCUAAUAUGAUCUGUGUUGGCUACCUUGAAGGAGGGAAAGAUUCCUGCCAGGGUGACUCUGGAGGACCUGUCGUAUGUAAUGGAGAACUGCAGGGUGUUGUCUCCUGGGGAUAUGGCUGUGCCCUGAAGAACUACCCGGGAGUCUACACCAGGGUCUGCAACUAUAAUAACUGGAUCCAAGACACUAUUGCUGCAAAUUAA
Bufo bufo (common toad) is the source of this 717-nucleotide messenger RNA. Its product is annotated as trypsin-like. Lineage: Eukaryota; Metazoa; Chordata; Amphibia; Anura; Bufonidae. Gene Ontology annotation, molecular function: serine-type endopeptidase activity. Gene Ontology annotation, biological process: proteolysis. The record is from RefSeq and is a predicted model, not a curated record. The transcript has 5 exons. The coding region runs from base 1 to 717 and encodes 238 amino acids.